This is a messenger RNA of Puma concolor (puma), 2304 nucleotides long. NCBI's taxonomy places the organism in Eukaryota, Metazoa, Chordata, Mammalia, Carnivora, Felidae. The record is from RefSeq and is a predicted model, not a curated record.
AUGGAGCGCGGCGGUGGUUGCGGGGCUGGAGCGGGGACCGAGGGGGCUGCGCGGGGAUCCCCUCUCCCUGGGAAGAUGGCCGAGUCGGGUGCGGUGCGGACCUCGCCGCCCAACCACCGGCCUUCAGGCAUGGAUGGAUUUUUAAGAUCUGAUGAGAGACAAAGACUAGCUAAAGAAAGACGAGAAGAGAGAGAAAAAUGUCUUGCUGCCCGGGAGCAGCAAAUCCUGGAGAAACAGAAAAGAGCUAAGCUCCAGUAUGAAAAGCAAAUUGAAGAACGAUGGCGGAAACUGGAAGAGCAGCGGCAGCGGGAGGAUCAGAAGAGGGCUGCUGUGGAAGAGAAGAGGAAGCAGAAACUCCGGGAGGAGGAGGAGCGGCUGGAGGCGAUGAUGCGUCGGUCCCUGGAGCGCACACAGCAACUGGAGAUGAAGAAGAAGUGCUCGUGGGGAACUUCACUGGCCACAGGGCCUGGAGGACGUGAUGCAUGUGACAAACUUUCAACAUCAGCCAUGAAUUUGCCAAAGCAGACGGAGCCUCCCAUGAGUAAGCGCCUGUCUUCAUCCACCGUGGCAAUAUCCUAUUCCCCAGACCGAGCUCAUCGCACACACCUUAGUCCCAUGGAAACCUUUCUUGUUAUGCGACUGUUGACUCCCACACAGGCUUCUUUAGCCAGAAGCAGAAGUACACUCACGCUCUCUGAGCAAACCAGUGACUCAGUAUCCCAUGCCUAUCCUCGUGUAGCUCCUGCUGGCCCUCUUAAAUCUUCUUACAAGUCUUCUCCCACUCGGAGUGCUGAGAGGAAGAAGACUACAUCUACAUCUGGCACAGGAGAUUCUGGGAAAGGAGCCCCUGCAGGAGCGGAGGCCUCUCCGGUAGAGAAGAUGAAGAGAGGUCCUCGAACAACAGCUUCCGUUCCCAGUGUGGGCCUCGGGUCUCCUCUGAGAAGAUGUGAGUUUCCAGGAAGCAUUUCUAAGCGGUCAUCCUCUCCAGUGACAUCCAAGACAACUUCAAAAGCAUAUCCACAGUCUCCAAAGAAUGUGAAGCCACCAUACCCAGGGUCUCCUGUGAAGUACCGCUCUCCCACCUUUCCCAGCCAGGAAACACCCAAGAGGAAAGCAGAGAAAGAGAAGAGCAAUAAAGAAAGGGAGGGUGCCCUGGCCCAGCAGGCAGCUGGCCUGCAUGGGGAGGAAGCCCCAGAGAAGCACGUGGUGGACAAGCAUGUCACGGAGAAGCAUUUGGCCACAGGAGGGAAGACCGAGGGCAGUGGAACCUCAGGGAAGCCCACGGCAGGCACCACUGAUGCAGGAGAGGCUGCAAAGAUCCUGGCUGAAAAGAGACGACAAGCCCGGCUACAGAAAGAGCAGGAGGAGCAGGAACGGCUGGAGAAGGAAGAACAGGACAGGCGGGAGAGAGAGGAAUUGAAAAGAAAGGCAGAGGAGGAAAGGCUUCGCCUAGAAGAGGAAGCCCGUAAGCAGGAGGAGGAAAAGAAACGGCAGGAAGAGGAAGAAAAAAGAAAGGCAGAAGUGGAGGCUAAGAGGAAGGCCAAGGAGGAGCUGUUGUUAAAAGAAGAGCAAGAAAAGGAAAAACAAGAAAAAGAAAAGCAAGAAAAAGCCAUGAUUGAAAAGCAGAAGGAAGCAGCAGAAGCAAAGGCCCAGGAGGCAGCUAAACAGAUGCGUCUAGAAAGAGAACAGAUCAUGCUGCAGAUUGAGCAGGAGCGCCUGGAGAGGAAGAAGAGAAUAGAUGAAAUCAUGAAGAGAACAAGGAAGAGUGAUGUGUCUCCAGAAGUGAAGAAAGAAGACCCAAAAGUAGAGCUUCACUUGCCUGUGUAUGUGGAAAAUAAGACAAAACCAGUUGUCCCGAACAAAAUAGAAAUAAAUGGGUUGAACACCUGCCAGGAAGUUAAUGGUGUGGGGCGUACUGCCCCAGAAACUUUUCCUCGAGACGUUUUCUCUAAUGGGCUUAAACCAGUUGGGGGACUUGUUCAUCUAGACACCCUUGAUGGGAAAUCAAACAGCCUGGAUGACUCAACUGAAGAAGUUCAGUCUAUGGAUGUGAGUCCUGUUUCAAAGGAAGAGCUUAUCUCCAUCCCAGAAUUUUCACCAGUAAGUGAAAUGAUUCCUGGGGUGUCUCUGGACCAAAAUGGAACUGGUAAUGCCCGAGCACUUCAAGAUCUCCUAGAUUUCACUGGCCCGCCCAUGUACCCCAAGCGAUCCAGUGAAAAUCUCAGCCUGGAUGACUGUAAUAAAAACUUGAUUGAAGGAUUUAACAGUCCUGGCCAAGAAAAUACUCUGAACACCUUCUGUUGA